Messenger RNA from Amphimedon queenslandica, 1187 nucleotides. RefSeq names its product hydroxymethylglutaryl-CoA lyase, mitochondrial-like. The transcript has 11 exons. The coding region runs from base 136 to 1116 and encodes 326 amino acids. Lineage: Eukaryota; Metazoa; Porifera; Demospongiae; Haplosclerida; Niphatidae. Gene Ontology annotation, molecular function: hydroxymethylglutaryl-CoA lyase activity. The record is from RefSeq and is a predicted model, not a curated record. Gene Ontology annotation, biological process: L-leucine catabolic process; ketone body biosynthetic process.
UGAUUAGAGUAUACGAAGUAAAAACGGAAACAAAAAUUAAUAAGCGGGGCUGUUGACUCUGUUGAGAGAGAAAGGUUGAAAUCUGUACUGUAACUGACUGUAUGAAAAGGACUAUUAGCUCGGCUAGUAGGCACAAUGAGUCAUCCAGUAGCUACUAUAACAAAGUACAGCAGCAAGAGUCAUGUACUACAGAUGACCAAAUUUGUAUCAACAUCAUCAUUACCAAGUAAAGUGAAGAUAGUUGAAGUAGGCCCAAGGGAUGGACUCCAGAAUGAAAAAAGUGUAGUACCUACGGAGGUCAAAGUUCAGCUCAUUGACAGGUUAUCUGAAACUGGUCUUAAAGUUAUUGAAGCCACUAGUUUUGUAUCACCAAAGUGGGUACCUCAGAUGGGUGAUCAUGCAGAAGUAAUGGCAGCUAUUAAGAGAAAGGCAGGGGUCAAGUAUCCAGUGUUAGUACCAAACAUGAAAGGUUUUGAAGCUGCUAUGAAAGCUGGUGCUGAGGAGGUGUCAAUUUUUGGAGCAGCUUCAGAAACUUUUAGCAAAAAGAACAUUAAUUGCACUAUUGAGGAAAGUUUGGAAAGGUUUCGUCUUGUCACUGAAGCAGCUCAAACUAAAGGAAUACCUGUUAGAGGUUAUGUUUCCUGUGUUGUUGGUUGCCCUUACGAAGGACCUAUCUCACCUCAGGCUGUCGCUAAAGUUGCAGUGAAAAUGAAAGAGUUGGGUUGCUAUGAGAUAUCCCUUGGUGACACUAUUGGAGUGGGAACACCAGGAACGAUUAUUAAAAUGUUAAAAGAGGUCACGGCUCACCUUCCUCUCUCCUGUCUCGCCAUACAUUGCCAUGAUACUUAUGGUCAAGCCUUAUCUAACAUACUCACUGCGUUGCAGAUGGGUAUCUCGGUUGUAGAUGCAUCAGUUAGCGGUCUUGGUGGAUGUCCUUAUGCGCCAGGUGCUUCUGGUAACGUAGCAACAGAAGACGUUGUAUAUAUGAUGAAUGGACUGGGAAUAGACACUGGUGUUAAUUUGGAAAAGCUUAUUGAAGCCAGUAGUUUCAUAUCGGAUAGUUUAGGUAGAAAAUCUUCUUCUAAAGUCACUCAAGCUUUGUCUUGUAAACUAUAAUAGCAACUUUAUUUUAUAUGAAUAGAUGACUAGUCUAUGAAUAAUGUCACUACUAUCUAAUCUGUGUAGCC